This is a messenger RNA of Drosophila obscura, 1253 nucleotides long. RefSeq lists its product as uncharacterized. Gene Ontology annotation, molecular function: copper ion transmembrane transporter activity. Gene Ontology annotation, cellular component: membrane. Lineage: Eukaryota; Metazoa; Arthropoda; Insecta; Diptera; Drosophilidae. Gene Ontology annotation, biological process: copper ion transmembrane transport. The record is from RefSeq and is a predicted model, not a curated record.
UGCUCUAGAAUAUCUCAUAGUUUCAUUGAAAGUUUUUGGAGUUCUGUGGAGAAAGUGAAACAUUUGUCAACAUUUUUGAAUUGCGAACUACCGAAAGCGUCGAAGUCGCAUUAUGAGUCCGAGGCAUAACCACGGAGGAAUGGAUUAUUUCCAGGACGACGAUGUCACGCUGCAUCCUCACCGCGAUCCCAUCCACAGGGUGGCUCAUGACUCUGGCGGGCACGGGGGUCAUGGGGGCAUGACCAUGUUCUUCCACGGUGGCUACACGGAGACUAUCCUGUUCAAGUUCUGGCACUGCGACACUCGGCUGGCGUUGGCCGUCUCCUGCCUGGGCAUCUUCAUGGUGGCCAUUCUCUACGAAGCGCUCAAGUUCUUGCGCGAAUAUCUGUUUCGGCGUCGCAGGCGGCGGAUAGUGGGGGGCUUCGACCGCUACAGUCCGCCCCAUUACCGUCACUACAACUACUACGACUACUAUCCGCAGCCCCAAGUAUACACAGGCACAGCCACAGCCACCGCCUCAGCCACAGCCACUGUUAAGGCGGCAGGACGUACAGGCGUAUGUGUAUCACCCGCCCCCGGUGCGCCGAGCAUCGCCGGCACCACCGACACCACCGACUACUGCUACAUACAUAUCGGAUGGGGAGUCCACAUCCACGCUGGGGGACCUGGCCAUUCCUCAUCCAGUGAUCACACCGUGCCGACAUCUGCCCCCAAUCCUGCACCGACAUCGGACGCUCGAGCUACUCCCACAACGGUCGUCCCAGCAGUGUCCGUAGCGAGCGCUCAACGGCCGAAGACCACAUCGGGCGUUAAAAUCGCUAAGACCACAUCGGGUUCUGUAGCCUGGCCGCGGUUCGGCGUAUCAGGCACGCGCGGCUCGCGCGGCCAAGCACUGUCCACAUCGAGCGCCCAAGGAGUGCCAGCGGCAAACGCCCAUUCGCACAUUCAUCCGCCAGGUCCGCCGGGCCCAGGCCGGCCGCUGCCGGCUGUGGAGAGCCAGGAGACGAGCGAGACCUUCACGUGGGAUUUUUAUCUAUCACCACUGCACAUGGCCCAGACCUUUCUACACAUGCUGCAGGUGCUGAUCUCAUUCCUGCUGAUGCUCGUCUUCAUGAGCUUCAAUGUGUGGCUCUGCAGCGCCGUGCUGCUCGGCGCGGGAGUCGGCUACUUCCUCUUCUUCCCCCUCAGCAACAGUGUCCAGGAGCACUGCAACUGAGUCCCGAGUCCCGAAUCCUUGUUCCAUGUUCCAUGUU